Aplosporella prunicola CBS 121167 is the source of this 240-nucleotide messenger RNA. RefSeq lists its product as uncharacterized. Gene Ontology annotation, cellular component: mitochondrion. Bases 1 to 240 code for a protein of 79 amino acids. Gene Ontology annotation, biological process: mitochondrial respiratory chain complex II assembly. The record is from RefSeq and is a predicted model, not a curated record. The transcript has 3 exons. Lineage: Eukaryota; Fungi; Ascomycota; Dothideomycetes; Botryosphaeriales; Aplosporellaceae.
AUGGCACGUCUCUCCGGCCUCCAACGCGACGUCCUCGCCCUGUACCGCCAAUGUCUCCGCGCAACGCGGCAAAAGCCCCUCGAAACGCGGCCGCACUUCCGGGCCUUCGCGAGACAGGAAUUCGAGAAGAACCUCGCGAUCGAAAAGCGCGAUUUCGCUGCCAUAGAGUACAUGCUGCGGCGCGGGCACCGGCAGCUGGAGAUCUAUGAGGAUCCGGGCAUUCGCGACGUCCAUCGCUAG